GGUUUUUAUUCGCUCUUCCUGUCCUCCUGGUCUCUCCUCCCAAACCCAAGUUUUCCACCCGCCGGCCUCUCUUCUCUUCUCCUCUCCUGCACCCACCCAACGACCUCGAUCCCAGUCCCACACGCAAACCCAGAAUUCACCGCGCCAGAUGAGGUCUCCGGACGAGGGCGACGUCAUCCUGCCGGCCCUGACGGCGAUCAGGACGAUGGCGGCGGUGGCUGAGCCUGGGUCUGCGCCGGAGCACACGUCGUCGACCUUCCUUUUGACACCACCGGAAACGGAGCAUCUGCGGGCAGCGGCGGCCGCGGAGGAGGAGGUGGUGGCCGAAUCCAGGACGCCGACGGCGGCUGCGGGCGAGGAGGAGGAGGCGGAGCCGCGGACGCCGACGUCGAAGGAGAGCAAGCUCCAGCCGCCGACCGAGUGCCCUCCCGCGCCGAGGAAGCCGACGGCUUUGUUCAGGACGAGUCCACCCCUGAAGCGGCCGCUGCUGUACUUCGACGUCACGCGCGACCUCUCCGCCGUGUUCAUGUCGCUGCCGCCCAAGAAGCGGAUCCGCGUACCGCCGUGCUUGGUCCCCUGCCGCCCAAGGUGCGGGCCCGCGCGGGGCGAUGAAUCGCUGCUGUAAGCUCGGCUGAUCGGAAUUUACUGGUUCCAUGGCGCAGUUGUUCAUUGAUCGGCGAGUUCUUGGAGUUCCAGUCUCCCUCCUCUA
Molecule: messenger RNA, 709 nt
Organism: Lolium perenne
Lineage: Eukaryota; Viridiplantae; Streptophyta; Magnoliopsida; Poales; Poaceae
Source: RefSeq, a predicted model, not a curated record